Messenger RNA from Selaginella moellendorffii, 1454 nucleotides. RefSeq lists its product as uncharacterized. The coding region runs from base 158 to 1285 and encodes 375 amino acids. The transcript is spliced from 10 exons. Gene Ontology annotation, molecular function: metalloendopeptidase activity. Lineage: Eukaryota; Viridiplantae; Streptophyta; Lycopodiopsida; Selaginellales; Selaginellaceae. The record is from RefSeq and is a predicted model, not a curated record. Gene Ontology annotation, biological process: CAAX-box protein processing. Gene Ontology annotation, cellular component: membrane.
UCUCUCCUCUCUCUCUCUCUCUCAUCUCUCUCUCUCUCUCGAUCGAGCGUGGGGCAUAGCUGCGAAGCUGAUGGUAAAAUUGGAUUGGUCGUGGGCGCGGCUUCACGCCAUGCAAGCGCUGAUUUUCCUGUGAGCGAAACACCAGGUCUCUUGGGCGAUGGAAUGUCUGCUGCGUCCAAGAACAAGAAUUGGGAUUUCUGCGAGAUCGCAUCCUAAAUGGGUCGCCAGGAAAGAGUUCCUUGGAUCCAAUCCGAUCAAACAGUGGUGUAGUUCUUCUUGUUCUCCGGCUGCCGACGCUAUCAGGGAAAAGAGGGCGGUGUCCACCACUGUUUGCGCGGUCCGGGAGCCCGAGUAUGUGGAGGACAAGAAGCUGGAGAGGAGCAGUGGAAUCCAAAGCAUCGAGGGAGCAAAGUGGGAUCCCGACGCACUGUUUCUCAAAGACGCCAGUGAGCCUCUCUGGGAGCAACUUAGCUUAACGUUUCGCGUCGUGUAUGGACUCGGCUUGUAUGCAGGGCUAGCGUUUGUUGGCCAAGCCAUUUGUAAGGUGAUUGGUAUAGAUUGCUGGGGUGGCUUUGAGAUAUCUCCAGAGGCUGUGUUGGAUGGCCUCGGCUACGCAGUCGUGCCUAUGCUGGCUUUACUCUUUAUCCAAGACGAUGCGAUUGUCAAUGCUUGGGCACCCGCUAGAGCUGUGCGUGAUGUCGAGGACGGAGAACUUAUGGAGUAUUUCGAGGGAAUGGGGUGGCAGUUCCUCCCUAUCGUUAUAGCCGGAGCUCUUUCCGAAGAGAUCUUCUUUAGAGUUGCUCUUCAGGGUGGCUUUUCACAUGCAAUCCAAGCCAGUGCGAGUCUUAACCAAACUCCACAGGGAUUGUCCGCACUGACUGCUAUAGUACCGUCCUUCGCACCGUUUGCACAGAUACUGGCCGUCGUCCUGUCCUCGGCACUGACGGGCUCUAUGUACUACGUGAUCACAGCUCCAAAAGAUCCAACUUAUGUGAUUGCACCGGUCUCCCGUGGAAAACAGGCUCUGAAAGACAUGAGGAAGCGAUUUGAAGUGUGGAACGAGAGGAGAACGAUGAAGAAGAUUUACUCUCCCCUCAUGGAAUCACUGUUGGCACUCUACCUUGGAUUCGAGUGGCUACAGACUGGGAACAUAUUGGCACCAAUGGUCACUCAUCUUGUUUACUCCAACGUCGUCGUUGGCAAUGGGCUUUUGAGGCUGCAUUAUCAGAGGCUAAAGCUCAGGCAACGGGUUGCAAGCAUUAUGGGUUACAGGAAAGAUCUGUGAGUGUUUUUACAAGUAUUAAGGAGUACACCGCAUAGCCGAGGAUGUAUAUUAAGACACACAGUUUUGAUAGCAUUAUAACGAACGGUCGCUCGCUCUGUACAGAAAAUAGCUAUGUCAAGCUUUGAGAAAAAUGAGUAUAUAUAUAUUUGCUAUCGAAUUUAUAUUGCAA